This is a messenger RNA of Heterocephalus glaber (naked mole-rat), 2351 nucleotides long. It is a transcript of the gene Prr11, whose product is annotated as proline rich 11. Gene Ontology annotation, cellular component: nucleus; cytoplasm. The record is from RefSeq and is a predicted model, not a curated record. Lineage: Eukaryota; Metazoa; Chordata; Mammalia; Rodentia; Bathyergidae.
UCUGUUGGACAAAGACACAAAACGCCGCAGGGCGAUUGGCUGAUGUACAUAUUUUUUUUCCUAUUGGCUGUCCUCUAUUCUCUACAUUCAAGCUCCGCAGAGAAGAGCUUGCUAUUGGAGCAAUCAGAAGAAGAAGCAACCAAUUACACGAAAGCUUCCACCGCCAACAUAGGAGACGUGACACACCUUCUUUCUUCUCUGGCUUCCCCUCCCCUUUUCUCCCGCCUUCCUCUUAUUCAUUGCAGAAGCGCCUCGGCUCUGAUUGGUCAGAGCGUGGUGCGCUCUCCACCAAUCAUAAGCCAGGAUGGGCUCCUGUGCUACCAAGAGAGCGAAUCGUGGGGAGAGCAUUCCUACGAUUGGGCCCUCCAGGACAAGGAUUUAAUUUUGAAUUUUUCUUAAAGCCGCGACGAGCCCGCUGCCCGGACCCCAUCUAAUCCCCAGGCUCUUAAAACUAUUUCUCCGCAGAAAUCAUGCCCAAGUUCAAACAACGAAGAAGAAAGCUAAAAGCUAAAGCCAGGAGAUUAGUCAAAAAAAAAGAAGCCUCUCGAUUCCAAUCUAAGCUACUUGCACCUCCUCCUCCACCACCCUCAGAAAGAACAGUUAUUUCUUCAACAGAUAUACCUCAUAGCACAAACUGGCUAAGACCAUCAUGGAACUUCAAAUUUCCCAAUGUCAAAGAAGUGAUAAAAUGUUGGACAAAUAGAGUGUGGUCAGUGUACAACUGGUGCCAGAGCUGUGUAGUGCAGAGUUUAGAAGUAUUGAAAGAUACCAUCUUUCCAUCCCGAAGCUGCCACCGAGAACUUCAUAGUCUAAAACAACAAGUUUGCAUUUUGGAAAGUGAAUUAUACAAGCUCCAGAAAACACUGAAGACCAUCACAGAAAAGUCUUGUUCAAACUGUGGUCAACAGCAUCACAGGAGUGAUAAAGUUACAAAUGUAUCCGCCUAUGCUCUAACCAGCCCUGGAGACUCCCAAGCCAUACUUCCGCCCACACUGCCACCACCAACCAGUCUCCUUCCUCCCCCGCCGCCACCUCCUCCACCUCCUCCACCUCCUCCACCUCCUCCUCUUCCACCACCACCGGCUCCUCUGCUGCUCAGAAAAGGCGGUCUCAAUAAAGCACUUCAGGCUAAACCUUUAAGAAAAGAUGGACCCAUGCAGAUAACAGUUAAAGACCUAUUGACUGUGAAAUUAAGGAAGACACAGUGUACUGAUGAAAAGUGGAAGCUUAUAACAUCACCGAAGGCACGAAAUCCACUGGUUACUGUCUCUGAUCUGCAGCGUGUUACCCUGAAACCUAACUCCAGAGUGUUAUCAACUCGAGUUACAAAUGUCUUAAUUACUCCAGGUAAAAGCCAGGUAGAUCUUCGGAAGCUUCUUAGAAAAGUCAAUGUGGAGAGGAGCCCAGGAGGAACGCCUCUGAUCAAUAAGGAAAAUAUGGAAACAGGAACUGGACUUACCCCUGUAAUGACCCGGGCCUUGAGGAAAAAAUUUCAAGUAAGCCUCUGGCUCACCCUAGAAGCCCAACUCAAACUCUGCCACUUUCUACAAGCAGCUUUGAUGAACAAAACUGAUGCCAACUCUGCCAGACUCCAUGUAAUGAUCCAUCAAAUAUACAGAUAAAAUCAACAAAUCUUUUCUUAAUAUUGAAUGUGCUGAAAUAUACUAAUAUAAUUCCAUUUGAAGACUCAGAGUAUGUGUGGAACCUGUGCAUAUUGGGUGUUUUCUAAUUUGCAGGAUGGUGAAAGAAUCAGAUGGGAAAAUACAGUCUGCAAAGUGGUGUUUACCCUGGAAUCACCCAAUUUAGGUUACAUUGAGGUUGUUGAAAUCCAGUUUAUAUUGUACAGGUGCAAUUAGAACUUUAAGAAAAAAUGCUGAAGCUGGGUAUGGUGGUGCAUACCUAUAGUUCUAGGUACUCAGGAAGCUAAGACAGAAGCAUCAUAAAUUCAAGGCCAGGCUGUGUAACUUAGUGACACUCUAUCUCAAAAUAAGUCUGAUAAUAGUCCGGCAUGGUGGCACAUGCCUGUAGUCCCAGCUACUUGGGAGGCUGAGGCAGGAAGAUCACUUGAGCUGAUAAGUUUAUGACCAGCAUGUGCAACAUAGUGAAAUCCCUUCUCAAAAACAACAACAGGGGCCAGGGAUUUAGCUCAGUAGUGCCGCCACCUGCCUCGAAAGCACAAGGUCCCAAGUUUGAUUCCCGGUACCCAAAAAACCCCCCAAAAACAACAAAAAAAGACAAUAGUCUGAUUCCUAUUCAUCCUAUUUAUUCAUGCAACUGAAAAUACUUUUUUAGGGUGGAGGGUUGAGACAGGGCCUCACUAUGUAGUUCAGUCUGGCCUUGAACUUAUUGUG